This is a messenger RNA of Eurytemora carolleeae, 321 nucleotides long. RefSeq names its product calmodulin-1. Lineage: Eukaryota; Metazoa; Arthropoda; Copepoda; Calanoida; Temoridae. The record is from RefSeq and is a predicted model, not a curated record. The coding region runs from base 1 to 321 and encodes 106 amino acids. The transcript is spliced from 4 exons. Gene Ontology annotation, cellular component: myosin II complex. Gene Ontology annotation, molecular function: calcium ion binding.
AUGGGAGACCAGAUGGAACCAGAGGAGUUUAAAUCCUACCAGGCGGCCUUUGAUGCUUUUGACUGGGGACACAAUGGGAAAAUAAAAUACAGUUCACUUCAGGCCGCUAUGCGAAGAGCUGGUCAAAACCCUACCGAUGUUGAAGUUCUAGAUAUCAUUAACAAAAUAGAUGAUGACUCAGGGUGCCUGGAUUUUCAGGAAUUCUGCUAUAUCAUGACGGAACAGAAUAAGCAGGCAGAUCAAGAAACUGGAUACAAAGAAACCUUCAGAGUAUUCAGUAAAGAUGAGGAGGGUUGUAUUCCAGCAGAGGAAAUCAAGUAA